AUUUGAAUUCAGUGAGUCGCGAACUCCUAGUGCAGUCCCACCUGGUGGCUCACGAUGUCGCAGCCGAUCGAAUUCAUGGCGUGCCCGUCCUUGCUCUAUCUUGAAGGAAGAAAGCGAAGAAGAACUUUCAUCCUACAUGCGAUCUAGUCGUCAUAGUAGUAGAAGUGCUUCCAAAGAGUUCGUCUCAACUCCCCUACGUGGUAUCAGAGUACCCUCCCGCCAAUCAUCCCUGGACGAAGAACUGUUCGAAGAACCCCGGUCUGCGUCCAUUGCGAGAGUUCUUCAGCCGUUCGAAGAUCUCUCUCCAAUAGCAGAACAUUGCCCAGUCAUGCCCAGAUUCACUCUAAGCGAUUCGGAUGAGAAUCCAUCUGAACUUGUUGUUGCACAACGGCGAGCAAAGUUUGCUCGAAGCCGUUCAUCGGCCACUGGAGCCUCCCCAGUCUCUGUUCGCUCAGUAUUUUCAAAAUCCGAUGAUAGUUUUGCGGAACUUCAGCCACCGCAUCGUCGCCAAACUUAUUCCGGUCGCAUGGAUCUUGCACGCAGGAAUUCAUCUCCUUCCAUCUCGAUGUUCAGUGGAGCCCGUGACCGUGUUAGUCCUCAAGCAGUUCAAGAUCUCUUGGAACUCUGUCGAUUAGGAAAAGGACGACGUGCAGCAAGCCCAGAAAGUUUGCGAAGUAGUAGGUCGCCCUCCCCACCCACCAGCAGUGGGCGCGCUUCUCCCGGUACGGUUCUGCUAGAUUCUUGCAAAAUUUCUUUUCAAUGCGUUAUUAGUCUUGUACCUAUCCCUUCUAUGUCUUCCUUGUCGUCCCUAUCUCGUCUCAAGGUUGCCUCGAGCGCCAGUGGCAUGCGUAAACUUUCUUCCUCUCCACAUCUCCUAGGAAUCUGCGAAGAAGGGGAAGAUGUGGAGACAGGCAAUAUGCUUUUAACAACAGGACAAACUGCACGGACGAAUAGAUCAGCUUCCACUGGGCUCGUUCCUAUGCGCCAUGGAUCGGUUCAAGCAACAAAAAGCACUGGCUCACAUCCUCUACCGGCAACAUAUAGGUAA
This is a messenger RNA of Strongylus vulgaris, 1048 nucleotides long. The record is from the annotation of a GenBank genome assembly. NCBI's taxonomy places the organism in Eukaryota, Metazoa, Nematoda, Chromadorea, Rhabditida, Strongylidae.